GGCGGCGCGGGCUGGCGGCUGCCCGGGCGGGUGCUGGAGCUCGUCUUCUCCUACCUGGAGCUGCGCGAGCUGCGGAGCUGCGCGCUCGUCUGCAAGCUCUGGCACCGCGUCCUGCACGGCGACGAGAACAGCGAGGUGUGGCGCAGCCUGGCGGCGCGCUGCCUGGCCGAGGAGGCGCUGCGCACCGACAUCCUCUGCAACGUGCCCACCUACAAGGGCAAGGUGCGCGCCUUCCACCACGCCUUCAGCACCAACGACUGCUCGCGCAACGUCUACAUCAAGAAGAACGGCUUCACGCUGCACCGCAACCCCAUCGCGCAGAGCACCGACGGCGCCCGCGCCAAGAUCGGCUUCAGCGAGGGCCGCCACGCCUGGGAGGUGUGGUGGGAAGGGCCGCUCGGCACCGUGGCCGUCAUCGGCAUCGCCACCAAGCGCGCCGCCAUGCAGUGCCAGGGCUACGUGGCGCUGCUGGGCAGCGACGACCAGAGCUGGGGCUGGAACUUGGUGGACAAUAACUUGCUGCACAACGGCGAGGUCAACGGCAGCUUCCCGCAGUGCAACAACGCGCCCAAGUACCAGAUAGGCGAGCGGAUUCGCGUGAUCCUGGACAUGGAAGACAAGACGUUAGCGUUCGAGAGGGGCUACGAGUUCUUGGGCGUUGCCUUCAGGGGACUGCCGAAAGUUUGCCUGUACCCCGCCGUGUCGGCCGUGUAUGGUAACACGGAAGUGACUUUGGUCUACCUGGGAAAACCUCUGGAUGGAUGAUGCACAUUGUUCCCUUGGGACCUCAGGGUGUGGAUGUGGAGGAGAAAUCUGCUUGUGGGUUAGAGGGAAGAGCGAACGAAGGAGGGGAGAAACGAGAAGUGUGGGUGUGUGUCCAAGAACCAUCGAGGAGGCUAUACAGGAUUCCGCAGCGGAGGACCAGCCAUACUUCGGGAAUUGUGUUACAUUUCCUCUUUCUACCAGGCCAGACAUAUCCUCAGGGUUGCAGUUGGUUUAGUGGGAAGCUGGCACAUGCAACAGAUGUCACUGCGUGAGACAGCAGCGCGCGACCUCAGAUAUUUAAGGAGGAAUUUGAUAUAAAACUGCUUGAGGAAGCUAACCUGAGAUUUGUAAGUAGCGUGUUUUGUGAAAGACUCCCAUUUUAAAACUGCUUGUUCCUUCCCUUCCCUCCUUUGGACCAGCCCAGGUACCAGAGGAGAAGAAGUCUGGUUGAGUUUUAUUUACAGUUUUUAAUACAUUGAGAAGCAUGGUCUGUCCGGACUGCCCUUCUCUAGUAGAACGAUAUAAAACGUGUGCAGCUAUUUUUAAGUGUAUUUUAAAGGUUGUAUAUAUAUAACAUGUUGAAAAGAACCGUUUAAACAAAAGGGAGAAUUUGUUUUAUUCUCAUUGGGAUUCAACUUCUCAAAAGAAAAAAAAAUAAAACCCACGACGUGGCAUCACAAAACCCUCAGGCAGGUGUAUACCAUUCACGCAAGGGGGCUGCUUCUGUUGUGUUGUAGGGCGUUUUGGGAUGCUCUUGUGGAGUGAGGUGCUACAUUGGCUCCUUUUUGCACGGCUGAAAGUUUCCGUAGCUUUAGCAAUAUAUUCUCUCUAGGAAACACAAGGAAUUUCCACAAUGACUCUCUUUUUGCCCAAAUUUUUGGUCCCUUUUUGCAAAAGAAACCAAAACCAACAAGGUGCAUCGCUCUAGUGACCUUAUCUUCCUUCUGAUUCCAAGAAAUGCAGAUUUCUUCUUCUAAAAGACGUCUUGGACUCUCUAGUGACUGUUAUAAAAUGAGGCUUUCAAAAUAAUGAAGAAUUGGGUCUUAUGAGUCAAGAUCUUAUUUUGAUUUUAAGGUUUCAUGAGGGUUUAAGACUUGACUUAACCUGGCUUAAAUUGAGGACGUUGAGUCAAUAAAAUCCCAAAUAUUCCCCUGCCCAUUUUCAGUCAGGACUGGUAAAAUUCUAGCUUCCUUCUGGAGCUUCUGGAUCAGGUUCAGCAUUUGGGCUGUUCACUCACACUCUUUAUUAUUUUUUUUUUUUGCACAGAAACGACAGCAUAAUGGCAUAUGACAUAUAGGCAGAAAAGACUGUGAAGCUUAAGGGUGCAGCAAAAGAAAAUAUCUCUGAAGUUGAAGGUCUGUAGAGAUCUAGGUGUCUAUCAGCCUCCAUCCACAUGGAGCUAAUUUAGCCACUGGAGUGGAUUUCUUUUUAAUAGGGCUGGAAUUUGGUCAGCCCCACUGCCUGUCGUGUCUUGGUGGUGGUGUUUCUCCAAGCUUGAUGACUGCUUCACAGUUGCAUGUUUUGGUUUGUUACAUUUUUUUUUGUUGUUAUUUUUGUAGGGAGGCAGCAGGAGAUGUUUAUACAACCUUGUUUAUUUUUAUUUGUUCUAGAGAAUGUGAAUUGCUUAAUAUCAGACACUGCUAAAUCUCCGAUUGUGGAAGAGAAGGGGGGUUUCUCUUUAGGUGGUUGGGUUUUUUUUUUUCCUCAUUACUCGAGUAAUGUCAGGAAAAUACUAAAAGCAGAUGAGUGGGAUUCUCCAUCUGCUGCUGACGAACUGUACUUGGAGGGCUUUAUUCSUAACAGGCCAUGAAGUUCUGCACUGGAACAGAGUAUGUACAUUAUUACCAUUUAGAAAUAUUUUAAAGUAUUUAUUUGUUUUAUGUGUCGUUUAUUCCUUAAAGAUAUUGUCUGCUGAGGUCAUUUCUCUCCUGCCUGCAUUAAAGCAACCUAAUGCACAGUAAGAAAUGAAUAUGUUUUAAAUGGUACUGCAAGCAGACGAAUAAAUGAAGCGAGACCCCUACGGAAGCACCUUUUGGAAAGAUCUGUUACAGAUGUUGAUUGUAGACUGGAAAGGAUGUWUCGGUGGAGCAGGGCCUUGUGGCAUCAAGUAGGAUAACAGGAAACAAAAGCCUGUCCCCUUGCAGAGAAGAAAAUUGUUUCUUAGGUGAAUGUAUUCUUCCUGCAGCCUUGAAAGACCUGAUCUCUGCACUUCUUCACGAAUCCAAGUAGAUUUAAGUAAACCCUGAGACCUUCUGAG
Nothoprocta perdicaria is the source of this 3022-nucleotide messenger RNA. It is a transcript of the gene FBXO45, whose product is annotated as F-box protein 45. Gene Ontology annotation, biological process: synapse assembly involved in innervation; proteasome-mediated ubiquitin-dependent protein catabolic process. Lineage: Eukaryota; Metazoa; Chordata; Aves; Tinamiformes; Tinamidae. Gene Ontology annotation, molecular function: protein binding. The transcript has 3 exons. Gene Ontology annotation, cellular component: SCF ubiquitin ligase complex; synapse. The annotation marks the transcript as partial. The record is from RefSeq and is a predicted model, not a curated record.